Messenger RNA from Melitaea cinxia (Glanville fritillary), 1527 nucleotides. Its product is annotated as TWiK family of potassium channels protein 12-like. Gene Ontology annotation, molecular function: potassium ion leak channel activity. Gene Ontology annotation, biological process: stabilization of membrane potential; potassium ion transmembrane transport. The coding region runs from base 1 to 1527 and encodes 508 amino acids. NCBI's taxonomy places the organism in Eukaryota, Metazoa, Arthropoda, Insecta, Lepidoptera, Nymphalidae. The transcript is spliced from 2 exons. The record is from RefSeq and is a predicted model, not a curated record. Gene Ontology annotation, cellular component: membrane.
AUGGAUAUUAACCAUGUAGUAUUGGAUAAAGAAACAAUCAACCGAUUCGAACAGUAUACGUUGGCUAAACCCAAUGGAGCGAUCCCCUUGGACAGGUGCCAGGACGCCGAUUCAAUGGCCUCUAAUAGUAAAAAGAGAGCUCAAAGUUCUCGACAGAAAGUUUUAUGCUGCUUUUGUUUUAAAACAACAAAGUACCGAAGAAAACAAUUCAUUAUCGGUUGCCUAACAAAUGGUGUAAUAUUUUCAGUUUUAUUGGCUUACACGUUCCUUGGUUCAGUUAUAUUUUUAUCGAUAGAGGGUGGUGCUGAAGUACCCGCUCGACCUAGGAUACUUCCAGAUAAACAAAAUAUAAUACACACAGAUAACAAUGUAAAUAAAAAGGAAAUAGAAGACGGUAGCGAUAAUAGGAAUUUAACGCUAUCUGCUAACUAUUUUUGGGAUGCGAGAAGUAAAACUGUUGAAAAUAUCUGGGAAAUAACAGUGUCGUUAAACAUUUUAUACAGAGAAAAUUGGACGCGGUUAGCUGCACAGGAAAUUCUGAAGUUUCAAAAUGAGUUGAUGCAAAGAGUCACGACAGAAAUGGCCUCGCAAUAUGGCGUAAGUUACAGAGAAAUGGCGUUGGGUGAAUUUACCGGUAAUGAAAUUAGCAACCAUUACGAAGAGCAUGAAUGGAAUUUGGCACUUGCAUUUUUCUACUCGUUAACUGUUUUAACGACGAUUGGGUAUGGUAACAUCGCUCCAAGAACCAUGAUAGGCAAAGGUGUCACGAUUGCAUAUGCUCUUGUUGGAAUUCCUUUGACACUUGUCUACUUAUCAAGUGUCGGAUCUUUAUUAUCUAAGAUGGCAAGAAGUGUCUUCAGUAGAGCACUAUGUUGUUGUCUCUGUUCGAAUUGUGGCUACUGUUGCUAUGAUGAACGAAGAAUGGCAGAAAAAGAAAAAAGAAUGAAAUUAAAGAGACAACAAGAAGAAAUGCUUAAUAGUCAAAAUACGAGUAAAACACCAACAGAAGAAUGUUACGUGUUAAAAACCGAUAGUCAAAAGGACUCCUUAUCAGAAAGACCUACCACAAGUACAGCUAAAGAUGACGUCAUUAGUUGGCCCGAUACUGAUUCUAAACUAUCAAUGCACGGACUUAGUAUUUUAGCUCCUGUUUUUCUAUGUCUUGGAGCAAUUUUUAUCUAUAUAUCGAUAGGAGCCAUUGUAUUACUUAAUUUAGAUAAUAUGGGUAUUAUAGAUGGAUUUUACUUUUGCUUUAUGACUUUGAGCACAAUUGGUUUCGGUAAUAUCAUUCCAGGAAUGAGUUACACGACAAUUAAUGGUGUUAGAUAUUAUACAGUAAAUUCCAAUGUUUUGUGGUUUUGUUCAGCUUAUACUUUGAUUGGCCUAGCGUUAACUGCUAUGUGUUUUGGUGUAAUACAUGAUGAAAUAAUAUAUCGUAUAAAACAUCAACAGAAAGAAUGGUCGCAAAAACAUAACAUGGUUAACGAUGAGAUUAACUUAAACGAAUCUUUUUAUAUGAGUUCCUGA